Fomitiporia mediterranea MF3/22 is the source of this 1590-nucleotide messenger RNA. RefSeq names its product peptidylprolyl isomerase-like protein 2. Gene Ontology annotation, biological process: protein peptidyl-prolyl isomerization; protein folding; protein polyubiquitination. The record is from RefSeq and is a predicted model, not a curated record. Gene Ontology annotation, cellular component: catalytic step 2 spliceosome. Bases 1 to 1590 code for a protein of 529 amino acids. Gene Ontology annotation, molecular function: peptidyl-prolyl cis-trans isomerase activity; ubiquitin-ubiquitin ligase activity. The transcript is spliced from 7 exons. NCBI's taxonomy places the organism in Eukaryota, Fungi, Basidiomycota, Agaricomycetes, Hymenochaetales, Hymenochaetaceae.
AUGGGACACGGAAGCAACGACAAGCUUUACAUAACCCAAACAGAACACUCAGGAGCCGCAGGAGGUCGGCAUUCCGCAUCGUCUGGUUACAGAGCCAAGCAACAAGCUCCUCACCCUGGGGCGCUAACUCCAUUCGAUUGCUGUGCACUUUCGUUUCAGCCUUUUGAGCACCCGGUUUGUGCAAGGAACCCAGAUGGGACAGGCGCCGUAUUCGACUUGGUGAACAUCCUGCCUUGGUUAAAACAGCAUAACAACACAAAUCCUAUCACCGGGGAGCCGUGCACCCCCAACGAUCUUAUCCACCUAAACUACUCCCGCAAGCCAGAUGGACAGAUUCAUGACCCAAUAUCCUUCAAGCCUUUUAGUGAACACUCUCAUAUCGUUGCAAUUGCAACGACUGGGAAUGUCUACCUUGCAGAAAGCAUAAAAGGUGGGAAGGACUUGUUGAGCGAUACUAGUUUCAAAAAGGAGGACGUCAUCACGCUUCAGAACCCUCAUGCCAUGUCAUCUACAUCUUCCUCGACGGCAGUGACCGCUGCCACUAAAACAUCAAAAGUUGCGAAGAGCACGGCUACUAAACCACAGGCUGCUGGAGUGGCCGCACUGAGGGAGAAGGAGAAGCUUCCAUGGAAUGUGUCUCCGUAUUCUAGUGGCUUACCGGGCGCAUCUCUGACCUCCACAUCAGUGGACCCGACCACACAAACAUCCCGAUUAUUAUGGGAUGAAGAGGAACUCAUGUUCGAGGCGAUCUCAAAUCCUCCGAAGUCGAAGAGUAAAGAAGCGGACGUUGGGAAACGGCGGGCCUAUGUACGAGUUGUCACUAGCCUAGGUGGUAGCUUAAAUCUUGAGCUGUACUGUGAGAAGGCACCGAAAACGUGCUAUAACUUCCUGAUGCUUGCUCGAGAAGGAAAAUAUGACAACUGUAUAUUCCACAGGCUAAUACCAGGCUUUAUGAUCCAGACGGGAGACCCAACAGGGACAGGAUCGGGAGGGCAGUCAUACUGGGGCAGUGCAUUCCGUGAUGAGUAUGAUUUGAAGGGCGCCGCAAAGCACGAUUCACGGGGCAUACUUGCAAUGGCAAAUCGUGGCAUGGGCACGAACACGUCGCAAUUUUUCAUAACGUUCAAGCCGACACCUCACUUAGAUGGUAAGCAUACGGUGUUUGGGAAGCUCGUCGGUGGUGAGGACGUGCUUGACACACUUGAACGGUUACCACGAAAAGAAGGCACAGACCGACCCGCGAAGACCGUGCGCAUUACAGAAAUUAUCAUUUACCAGGAUCCGUUCGAGGAAUACAAAACCAGGCUGAAAAGGAAGUUGGAGAGAAAGGCAGAGGCCGAGCAAGCGGGAGAGUCUGAUAAGAGUAUAGCAAAGGAGAAGAAGGAAGGGGAUGAUGUGAAUUGGUUCGGUGUUAAACUCGGGAUAGAGAAACGUGGUACUGGUGCGAACGGAUCAAGCGCAGCUGAUGUAGGGAAGUACCUUAACCUCAAACGUCCACUUGAAACAGCCUCACCGAGCACCAGGGCUGAUGACGACGAUGAUGGGAAGAAGAAACGAAAGAUUGGCUUUGGGAAUUUUGACAGUUGGUAG